GGCUCGGUAGUUCUUUCAGACAGAGGUAGUGAUCGGGUGUAGUUAGUGUGGUUGAGUUUGUGCGUGUUCAAGGGUUUGAGUAAAUUUGUGUGCACCAUGAGCUGGCAGGAUUAUGUAGACAAGCAGUUGCUGGCUUCUAAAUGUGUUACUAAAGCAGCAAUUGCUGGACAUGACGGAAAUGUUUGGGCGAAAUCGGAAGGAUUUGAAGUAUCGAAAGAAGAAAUUGCAAAGUUGGUGCAAGGUUUUGAGAAACAAGAUAUCUUGACGUCUUCUGGUGUCACGUUGGCUGGCAACAGAUAUAUUUACCUGUCUGGAACUGAUAGAGUUGUUAGGGCAAAGCUUGGAAAGGUUGGUGUGCAUUGCAUGAAGACACAGCAAGCUGUUGUAGUUUCACUAUAUGAGGAUCCCAUCCAACCACAACAGGCAGCCUCUGUUGUGGAAAAAUUAGGGGAUUACUUAGUGUCCUGUGGAUACUAGAGGUAUAAUAGACUGUUCUCAUGUGGUGAUAUGAAGAAGCAGCAGCAACAACAGAGAUGGUCGUUUUUUUCUAUACAGCGAACUGUAAUGUGCAUCAUGGUUCUGGCUAAUAAUUCAGUUUGAGUUUAAACUCAUAUGGUGAAAAUCUUGAACUGCAUUUUUCUUUUCUCAGUACCUUGUGUCCGGAUGUUUGUGGCAAGUAUUGCUUCAGUUUGCGAAUGAGGCAUUGAGCAUAUCAUGGGCUCUUGGAAGUGGACAAAUUGUUGGCAACGUUCUCCAAAGUACACUUUGGCUAGUAAUCCAAGGUGUACCUCGAAGUUCGCCUGGAAUGAAAAUUGAAGAAUUGUAGCUGAUACUAGUAUGACCAUUGCAUUUGAUACUGAGUCAUUAGGAUUUUUAUAAUCUCUAGUCCUGCUCUUUCUACCCCAUAUCUUUCCCUUUGCCGUGUGAAAUUUUGUUGAAAAUUAAUUUAUUGGCGAAGUCUUCAAUGCUUUAGAACCCAGUGUACUCCUUCCUUGUCUAUAUGUAUCACAACCAAUAAAGUCGGAAGCUUGAAUGACAAAUAUUGGUGGAGCUCAGAAGGAGGGCUAGCGCAGUGUGCGUAGUGUCUCCUGCCUGCACUGUGAUUGUGGUGUAAUUUUAAGAUGGUUUGCAGACUAUAAAUAUAAUGGAUAAAAGCUCGUUUUAGUGCUAUGUUGCUGAAAGGAUUUGUGGUGGCUUUGAUUUUUACUACGGUCUAAUUUAAACAAUAAUUAGCUUUGUAAAAGAAUUGAAUAUGGAAUUUGAGAAAUUUACCAAAAUCAAAUUUGUAUAAAAGUAUGGCAUAGUCAGUUGAAUGACUUUUACUGCAACUUUGUGUUGAAGUAAAAGUUAUUCAGCUAAUGUGAAAACUGGGGGAAUAUGAAUUUUACAGUAAUCUUUUUUAUGUAAAGCGUUAGUGUAGCAAAGUUUAUAUAUCUUGUUUCCUAUAAUUUAAAGAGAUAUUUUUGUCCGUAAAAUGGAAUUAUCUUGGCCCCGGCCUUUUGUGCUCUACUUCAGGGGGCGAGAGCAAUUGUGUGCCAAUUGUAUACCAACUUCAGGUUAGUCUCCUGCUGGAUUUAUACAUUUUGUACUGAUUUUAAUGACCACUGUAUUCCAGUAUUUUUCGUUAUUCUUAUGAAUUGUACUGUUCCCCUUCAGGGCCCCCAAUAAAAAUUAAUCAAAAA
Schistocerca nitens (vagrant locust) is the source of this 1682-nucleotide messenger RNA. It is a transcript of the gene chic, whose product is annotated as profilin. The transcript has 4 exons. The record is from RefSeq and is a predicted model, not a curated record. Lineage: Eukaryota; Metazoa; Arthropoda; Insecta; Orthoptera; Acrididae. Gene Ontology annotation, molecular function: actin monomer binding. Gene Ontology annotation, cellular component: cell cortex. Bases 97 to 477 code for a protein of 126 amino acids.